Heteronotia binoei (common prickly gecko) is the source of this 1973-nucleotide messenger RNA. RefSeq lists its product as uncharacterized. NCBI's taxonomy places the organism in Eukaryota, Metazoa, Chordata, Lepidosauria, Squamata, Gekkonidae. The record is from RefSeq and is a predicted model, not a curated record. The transcript is spliced from 3 exons. The coding region runs from base 59 to 1108 and encodes 349 amino acids.
AUCUUUUGGGUGUUUUGUUGGGCCUUUCUUUUAGGGGGAGAGGGUGUCUUUGUGAGUUAUGGGGCGUGGGGGUCUGUAUGUUCUUGUCCUCUUGGGUCUGUUUGUGGUUGCAACUGAAAGCAACAAGGCUGCUGGGGCUGGCUGCUGGGUGAAGGGGAACAAUAUGACCAUCCACCCUCAACAAUGCCCAGCAGAGUUUCCGGAUGCAGACCCCAGGUUUUGCUGCCGCCUUUGCUAUGGUCCCAACUGCUGCAUGCCCAGGAGGCCCCGGGUGAACCAAGACAAGUGUCCCCCUAUGGCCCGGCUGUAUUGGCCUAUCCGAGAUCGCAGAGCAGCCCCUGAUCCGGAGAUUAGAGGGACUCGAAAAUGGGAAGUUUUGUGUUAUCUUGGCAUCCUCAUUGGACUUUUGGCACUGGCUGUCAUCUUUACAGCCACCAACUGCUACCGACAUUGCAAAAGGUGCUUGAAAUUCUGCUGGAAACUCUGCCUCAGAGAGGAACAGGCCCAACCCAGAGUCAACAUCCCGUCUUCCAGGGUCCUUUUUCACAACCCUCCAAGGUCCAACGAUCUCUCUGACUUCCUUCUUCAACCCUAUACUAUACCUAGGGGAGACCCACCACCAUACUCUCUGGUAGACCCUCAAAGAACCCGUGACUUGCCACCCCCAUAUCCUGGACAAUCUGCAGAAGACCCUCAAGGAAUCCGUAACUUGACACUGCCAUAUUCUGAAGGACCUGUGGUGGCAUUCCACCAUUCAAGAUCUCAAGCACAAGAUGAUACGGUGGUCCUCUUCCCUGUGCUGGUGGCCCCACCAGAGGCAGCUGCAUCUGGUGGUGUCCCAAAGGAGGUGUCCGUGACUGGCAGUGCCCCAGACAAGGUGGACAAGCUGGAGGCGGCUGCAACUGGCACUGCCCGGGAGGAGGUGGACUGGCCAGAGGUGGCUGCAACUGGCGGUGCCCCAGAGGAGGUGGACUGGCCAGAGGCGGCUGCAACUGGCGGUGCCCCAGAGGAGGUGGACUGGCCAGAGGUGGCUGCUUCUGGCGGUGCCCCUAAGGAUGCAGACUUGGAGGUAGUGGUUUCUGGUGGUGCCCCCAAACUUCCAGAAUAAUCAGGAUGCCCAGGGCUUUUGUUGGUAGCAGGAACUCUUUUGCAUAUUAGGUCACACACCCCUGAUUUAGCCAAUCCUCCAAGAGCUUACAGUAGGUCCUGUAAAAAGAGCCCUGUAAGCACUUGGAGGAUUGGCUACAUCAGGGGGGUGUAGCCUCAUAUGCAAAGGAGUUCCUGCUACCAAAAAAAAGCCCUGAGGACACCAGUAACCAACUUGCAGACUUGUUUUAAUGGAGAGGCUAGAAAUCCUGCCUGCUGCCUAACUGUGGCUUGCUUUUAGGGUCAAGAAAAUAGAGUCAUCACUGAUGCUUCUUUUAGGUUUUAAGGGGUUUUUCCAUGAUUCUGCUUUUAGGCUUAAGGGUCUUUGUUUUUCCCUGUGAUCAUGCUUUUUAAAACUUUGUAUUAAUUAGGCUUUUAUCCACACUUGUGUUUUAGUACUUUGCUUGCCCAAUGUUGUUGUCCUUCUUGCCAAUGGUUGACUGUGACAAGGGCGAAUGAAGAAGUAGCUGAGUGUUCCCCUUCCCAUCAAUAUCACAGCUCUGAGGAGCUGAUCUUGGAGAUGGAAGCUCCAUUCCACCUGGGCAUCACUGCAGCUGCCUGUCUCUUAAGGGGGACAGAGUUCAAAUGGGGUGUGUGUGUUGGAGGAUCCAUAUCAGCUCUGCCCUCUUGCUUUACCAUUGCAAGGAAACAAGCUGGCUUGGGUGACCCUGAGCCACCCGGGCUGCGUCUGGUGACGUCACAGAAUUUUCAGCAAUGCUUUGAAUGAAAUGUUUGUUUGAAUUGUCUGUUCUCAAAUUGGCUUGUUCUUUCUGUAACUGUCUGAACCAAAUUACCAAUAAAAGUCUUGUGGUCUGUCUUCUCCUUUA